This is a messenger RNA of Strigops habroptila (Kakapo), 10380 nucleotides long. RefSeq names its product APC membrane recruitment protein 2 (gene AMER2). The transcript has 2 exons. Gene Ontology annotation, cellular component: plasma membrane. Gene Ontology annotation, molecular function: beta-catenin binding; phosphatidylinositol-4,5-bisphosphate binding. The record is from RefSeq and is a predicted model, not a curated record. The coding region runs from base 260 to 1951 and encodes 563 amino acids. Lineage: Eukaryota; Metazoa; Chordata; Aves; Psittaciformes; Psittacidae. Gene Ontology annotation, biological process: regulation of canonical Wnt signaling pathway.
GGCCUGCGGGAGGGCGGCGGCGGGGCUCUGCGGCGGCGCAGGUUGGUUCGGGGUGGGCGCCGGCGGCCGCCUGGCGCAGGCCCGCGGCGGAGGGAGAGCGGCUUAUCGACAUCCCACCCCUCCUCCGGGUUGCCAUGGAGACGGGCGGGCGGCGGCGGCGGCGGCGGGGCUGUCAGUGAGGGAUCGCACAGGGCACCGGGGCGGCGGCGGCGGCGCAGGGGAGGCCGCGGCAGCGGCAGCGGCGGCGGCAGCGGCAGACAUGGACUCGCAGUGCGACUGUGCCGAGCCUCCGGCCGCCGAGCAGCCGUCGGGGAGGAUUAACAAAACCGCCUUCAAACUGUUCAAGAGGAGGAAGUCCGGGGGCACCAUGCCGAGCAUCUUCGGGGUGAGGAGCAAAGGCGGGGAGGGGAAGGGCGCCGGCAAACCGGGGAUGGUGCGGAGCCGGACGCACGACGGCUUGGCCGACGCCGUGCUGGAGAGCAGCAGCAAGAAGGAGGAACCGGGCGGCGGCGACCCGCAGAGCCGGGAGGCGCAGAGCCGGCCGGGCGGCAGCCUCGGCGUGUCCGCCGGCAGCUCGGUGGCCAAGUCGCACAGCUUCUUCUCCCUGCUGCGGAAGAACGGCAGGCCGGAGAACGGCAAGGCGGAGAGCGCGGAGCAGCGGGCUGGCGGCAGACAAAAGAAGGGGCUCAAAGGCAUCUUCAGCAGCAUGCGAUGGCACAAAAAGGACAAAAACGGAAAGGAGGAGAGGGGGGAAACCUCGGAGAUCCAGUCCGGCCUUAUUAUGCCGGGGUCUCUGACUGCCAGCUUAGAGUGCAUCAAAGAGGAGACGCCAAAACCUUUGUCUGAAACUCCGGGCAGCGCAGGAGACACGGGGCUGGACGCGCCGCGGGAGAAGCGCAGCGGGGAGGCACUCGCCGCGGCCCAGGAGGCGGCUGGGGCGGGCAGUGGGGAGUUGCGGGACAGCAGCCCCCCGGCCCGGGAGGACCCGGCCGCGGCUGGAAGGCGACCCGAGGAGCUCUGCCACGAGCGACCGGACCCGGGCGCCGGAGAGGUUGGGACUGCGAAGGAUGCGGCCAUAACAGGCUGCGGAGAUAUUAUUGCGGACCAUGAGGAGGAUGUGGGCAGCGGGAGUGGCGGCUGCGAGAAGAGCAUCCCCGGGGCUGGCAAGCUGGGUGCCUCCAAGAAGCACCCCACCAUGGUGGCCUACCAGGGAGGAGGGGAGGAGAUGGCCAGCCCAGACCAGGUGGAUGACACUUGCCUGCAGGAGUUCUGGGACAUGCUGUCACAGACAGAGGAGACCCCAACAGGAGGUGGAGGUGCAGGAGGGACAAAGAAGUCCGAGGGGUUGAAGGAGAACCGAGGUGCUGAGGGGGCCCAGAACAGGGCGGUGGGGAAACGUGGUGGUCUUCACCAGAUCCCCAUUCACCUCAACCAUAAAGAGGAGCAGAAGGGCAGGGAGAAGGAGCAGCACGAAGGUGUCCCAAACAGCGAUGAGGGCUACUGGGAUUCCACCACCCCUGGUCCUGAGGAAGAUAGUUCCACAAGCAUCCAGAAGGAGACUAUCCCCAGGGACAGCUACAGUGGGGAUGCUCUCUAUGACCUCUGUGCUGAGCCGGAUGAGAACCCACCAGCAGGGCCUACAGAUGAAGAGGUCACCUGUGUGCCACGCUCCAAGCCUGUGUCUCCAAUAACAACCACACUGAAAACACCCUCAAGCACAGUGAAGGACUCCAAGAUACCGAUCAGCAUCAAACACCUUUCGUCGCAUUCUGCCAGCCAUGGAGCAGAUGCCAGUAACAGCCAUCAUGUCGCACACCAUCACCUGGCCAAAAGCGAGAUGCACAGAACAAAAAUCCCGGUCUCUAAAGUACUGGUACGGCGGGUCAGUAACAGGGGCUUAGCAGGGACAACAGUGAAAGCUGCCACGUACCAUGACAGUGCCAAAAAGUAGUCGAAUAAGAGGUGGAAACAAAGAUGGACAGCGAGGUGGGUGUGUGAAAGCCUGCGUAGGAGACCACAGAUAAUGAAUUAGUUUUGCAUCACCUUGAAGAAAGGCGCUAAAAGGCUUACUUCACUGUACUCCACGGGCGUGCACUUCUGAAUCCCUUCUUAUGAGACUGUAUGGUUGAAUAUAAAAAGUCGACUUCUUUUUGAGCACUUUUUUUUACAUUUGUAUCUUUUUUCUGCAGCACUAAACACUGGGGAGGUUCAUUUUUACAUGCCUUUUUGGACGCAGGACUUGGAUUAUGAGCCUGAUCCUUCCUCACGUGAAGCAGUACCGUGAGUUCUUCAAGAGUACAGUUACAAAAGGAGCGACACGAGAGGUUCUCCAAUACACUUAUCUGUUAAUCGUUUCUGGGGGAGGAGUGGAAGGUGGGUGCCUGGCUCCCAGAAUUACAUUUGCUCUACAAGAUGUUGGAAAAAAUGCCAAGCAAAAAACCAACCAACCUAACAGGUAUUUUACCUGCUGUAGGAAGGAGAGCACUGCUCAGCAGCAGACUUGAUUGACUUGUGUGCAGUAGAUAACUAAAGGAGUUAAGUGGACUUGUCUAACAGGAAAACAUAUUUUUGUUCGUCUGUCUGUCUGGUUGGUUUUGAUCUGGUCUGAUGUAAAUGGGUAACAGAGACACCUGGCGUAGGUUCAGAUGUUUACAUCGAUACUUGUCCGAUAACACAUACAAUCAGGUUCAGGGAAACAUUUUACUAAAUGCCAAUAUAUACACACUGUUCACAUUUAUACCGUAACUUGCUCACCAUGUGUAAAUAUAUACAUAUUUUAGCAGAUUUACUCAAUGCUACAGAUUUUUAUAUAAAAAAAAAAAUCACCUGUCUGUAUUAUCUAGAGUUUAAGCAAGAGUUAGUUUUUAUAGGUAGAUAAUUUUACAGUUCUAAAAUGAUAGAACUUUGUGUAAGUACCUUAAAUUAGAGCAAACCUCUGUUUUGUAUGAGCUCAUACAUCCCCAGAUAAGUAAAUCUGAAGUGCUGAUUUUAUUCCAGUGGCACAUUCCAUGGGUCAGAGCUGAGGUUCUGCCAACACUGCCACUGCAAACCUCUAUUUUCAGGGGUUUGGACAAAGUUGCUCUGGGCUUAAACCUUACAGAGAAGGAACCCAGGAGAGAAACAUGUUUUUUAAUUAUUAUUUUUUAAAAUAUAUAAAAUUAGUUUUUGACUAUUUAAAGAAAGUUUGGGUUCUCGUUGCUUUUUAUUUUCAUUCUUAAUAAUGUCAGAAUAAUUUUACUUUAAGAGAGAAAAAGAAAUAUGGUAAGAUAGUGACACAUAAAAUGGUCUGAUGAGCUUAGAUCUUAAGAGAAAUGUAUUAAUGGCCAGGACAUUUUUGAAUAGUGGCUACUGUACAUGGGCAUUGACAACAUUUCAAAGAAAUUUAUUAAGGUUUUAAUGUGCCUGAGGACAUAUUUUUAUGAUACACUGAAAAAGCUCCAAAAUCACUGAAGUCUAAAGGUAAAUAUUAUGUAUUUACAAAAUAUUUUGAUAUAAGUAUUUAAUCAUCAGACCACAGUUAAUAUAAAAUAUAUGGUCCAGUGUAUCUGAAAAAUAAUAUACAUUUUUAAAAUAUACAUGUCUAUAUUAUGCAGAGAAUCCUAAAUUCACAUAAUUGAAGCUAAUGGGUCUGAUCUUACAUAGCAGUUGGUUUUAUUGUCUCUUAAACUGAAAGGGAAAAAAAGGAAAAUAAAUAUACAGAAUAUACAUUUGAAGGAUAUUAAGGUUAUAGAUAAACCAUAAAAAGCUAGGAAAUACCAUAGUAAGAAUUGUAUAUAUGUAUAUGUGUGGUUCACUGGGGAAAUGACCUUCUAGUCACAAGGGUAAAAUUGGCAUCUAGUUCUGAAAUGAUUGCAGAGUUUAAUACUGAGCUGCAAUGCCCCAGUGAAUUGGGAGAAAGUGUUUUCCUGACCAGUCCCUGUUUUCAUGGUUUGAGUAAGAACCUUAAUAGACUUCAAAGAAGGUUAUUUUAUAUGUUUUCUUUCUAAUGUGUAUGUGUGUGGUUUUCUAUAUGCCUACUCACACAGGCGUGUUGUACAUAUGCAUGUGUAGUCAGGAUGCACCUCCUCCUGGGUUACGUGCAGUGGGGCGAAGGCACGCACCUGCGCACAUCGGCACUCGUGAACAUAGCCACGCGUGCACGCUCCCGCGCACAGGCGGAGGGCAUGUGCUGUAGAUCUGUCUCCAGACACGCUGGCAGUGAUUUCCUUUGCCUGAGAAAGGGAUUUGCAUUUGGCCUGGCUCUGCUUGUGCAUUUUAGGGAGUUAAAGCUGAAAUACCCUCAAAAGGAUGAAUGUACAGAACAUGGAAUAUUAUCCCAGUCCUCAGACCUAAACCUAACAUUCCUUUUUCUGUUCUUUUGUUUUCAUUUGACUGUAAGGGACACAUCUUUCCUUGCAUGACAACUCUGCAGGAAAAUCACAGUUCCCCAUUUUGUUGUAUUGUGCAGAGAGAUUUUACAGGGUACUGAAAGUUGAGAGGGAGGGAGGAUGUGGUGAGCUUGGGGUAGCACCAUAGAAACUGGAAGCACUGAGUACAGGUAGCAGGAGUGGUGCAUCUUUAAAACUGCUUGAAGAUACCAGCUGCCAUCUCUACAGGACCUGUGUGUGGCAAAUUAUUCAUCAGCAGCAUUUUGUUUGCAUUGUGGCAUGUCUGUAUUGAGGAACCAAUAGAGUGACACUAGACUAGCUCCCUCUCACGUAAUGACUAACAUGAAUCAUCAUUAAAAUGCUUUGGCUUCCCCCUCAUUUUUCUCUCUCCUUUUGUUUUCUGCCCCAUUUUCCCUCCGUCCUCUGCAUGCUGGUGGGCAGCUUCCUCCUCGAUGUGGUGCGGAGCGGAGCGGGGAGCCCUGGGCUGGCUGGGAGCGCAGGGUGGGAGGGCGGCCUUGAUGCUUGCCCAAGCCAGGUACUCUCCAGUCCCACUCCCAGGCUUUCUAUGGCAUACCCAAUGUAAGUACACUUUGCAGGUCUCUUGGCGGUUCGUUCGGCUGCUUGCUAUGUAUAUAUUUUAAGGACAAUCAUAUCCUUAAAAGGAGAAUGGGAAAGUAGCUUGUAGUAAGGCGUCAGUGUUAUGAAUCGUUGCGACAUACUGACGUUGAUUCAGGGUAAUGGUUGUGUGAGAGUAAAAAUACAAUUUAAUGCUCAAAUUAACUUUGUAUUUAUAAAACUCACUUUUGUCUUUAAGCCAUCUGUGUUUUUUAUUUCAAAAGGUGAUAGAAAAUUUAAUAUUUACUAGGGCUUACAAUUUUCAUACAAAUAUAUUUGUAUAGCUCCACACAAUGCCUAAAACAAUCAUUGGGAGGAGGUUCAAAGGCUUCCUUUAGACCUAUAUUUAAUUCCUGCAAGAUCCCUGCAAAAUACUGUGAGAUGCCUAAGAACAAACAGUUAAUGGCUUGCUGGAUUUAAAGGCUGAAACAUAAAGAGGUAAUAGUCCUGAGGCAUUCUGUGGUUGUUUGCAUUCCUAUUUAUGUUAUCCUGUUCAAGCAUAUAUUUUCCUUGCCUUUGGUAGGUAUCAAGGUAGAAAUGGUGUUCUGAGUCCCAAAGAUAACAUUCCCAAUGCUGUUGUUGUUUUGAUUCUCUUAAAGAGUACUUUUCUUUGUUUUGUUUGUUAUUUUGUGGUCUCAAUGAUGCUUUGUAAUUAUCAGCUUGUAUGUCAUUGAUAAAGGAUUUUAUAGAUCAGGACUUGGCAUUUAGUUAUAUGUACUCUUUGCACUUUCAGGUCACUACUGGUAAACUUUGUAUGUUCUUAGGGUUUUUUUCUAUAUAUUGCGUAGUGUUUUAUAGCUAUCUACAGUGAUUUCAGUGGUAUACAUUCCUGUUCUAUAUAUCAGCACAAAAGAUUUCCUUUCAAUUGCAUGAAGUGAUGUUUUUGUGGACUUCUUUUGUCAUGAUAGAAGUUAAGUUUCCUGUACUAUAUGUGUGGCCUGCAACAGACAUAAAGGGUCUUAUUUUCCCUGUGGUGCAUAUGCAUUUUGCUCUUGCCAGUAAUAGGACUCAAACACACAUAGUAGCUUUCAGAAGAAAUUCCAUGAUUAGGAUAAGAAAACUAUGUUCAGUCUUGUUCCAUCAAUCACCAGCAUUCCCUUCAUCCACUGUGAAUAUCCUCACCACCAUUCAGGGUAGUAGAGGACUGAAUUUUAAAAUUUACAUGCAUAGAUAUACACUAUGAAAAUUAAUUCACUGAUUAUUUUUUAAUGAGUCUAACUGAAUUAUUUAUCUAAGCUAAGCGAAUAUUGCACCAAAGUCUUCAAAACGUAUGAUACAGAUGGCAUUUUCAGUAAGAUGCUGUAAGUGCAGAUGAGCCAAAUUAACAGGCUUUGCUUAGCAAAGCAAAACCUUGUUGUUUCUCAAAUUUGUAGUACUGAGCCUGCAGAUCAAAGGGAACCAUUGAUUCUGCUACAUGACCAUACUCUGAGUUGUUUUUUUUUCCUGCUCUAAUGGACUACUUUCAGAAAGGCCUUUUCAGCACGAUAAUGGUAUGAAAGAGACAGUUCACAGUAACAAUAGCCACUUGCAAGGCAGAUGGUUAUCUAACAGCCACAAUGGGGGACUCUAAGCAAGGUGGCCUGAAAAUGUAUUUUCACAGUUAUUGAUAUGAAAGGCUGAGGCUUCUGUCUCGGAAGAACAAAUUGACACCGACUCAGAGAGAUGCAGAGAUGAGUCUUGGCAGAGUUUACACGUGACAGCUUUUGCAGGGUUGGUUUUUUUGUUAUUGUUUUGGCUUUUCCCUUUUUUUUUUGCCUUUGCCUUGUUGAUGUUUUCAUCACGAUGAUAUAACCCCACGUGUCCAAGCAGAAUUGCACAACAACUGACUCGUCUGAGAUUCAAUGCAUCUGUCAGUUGUCUUCAGUGGCCUGGGACUGGUUCCCACUGACCAUCCCUCUCUUCCCUUGAGGGGUUGGAUUUCCUUGUCACGAGUCCCGGUGCUGUUCACUGUGAGUGGGAGGUAUCUGAAUCUGUCUUGCUGUUUGUGUUCAGGGGACAGUUCAUUUUUAAUUUGGCUCACAGGAAUUUUUAGCUCAUCAUGAGCUCACAUCUUGUCUUCCUUCUGAGCAUCUUGGCUAGGAAUGGUCAGCAUUCAUUUGGUGUUUUCUAGGUCCAUUUCACAUAGAGAGAAAUGGAAGAACUUAUCAUAUGCAAAGGAAUAAGAGCUAUAAACACUCAAGCCACGUCCUGGGGGCCUUUAUUCCUGCAAAAGCAGGUUGUUAAAGUUCUUCUCGCCUUAGAGGGCUUCUCUAUCCAAAACAGUGAGUACUGUAGCCUGGGACCCCCCUUUUUUUUUCCCUCUCUGUCUCUCAUUCCCUCUCAGCCAUACUGCAGUUGCUUGGGAAACUGAGAUUUUUGAUCUAGCCUUCCAGCACUAAAAUAAAGGAGCUGCUGCCAGUGUGUUCUUCAGGAGGUCCUUGCUUCUGCUUCUUGGUCUUGAAAAAAUUAAUUCACCUUCAGAACAAGCUGCUAAGAUAUUUAAAAUGGAGAUCUCUGCUCUGUGGUCUCAUACAUGCAGAUGAGGAUGUUGAGUGAUAUUUUGCAUAGAGUGGAUUAUAUCUCUCCACUUUCCUGUUGUGGACAGUUUAGCAAAACUAGCAGGGAAGCAUAUCACUCUUGUAGGAAAGCUCAGAUGCUGUUUGUUAUGGAAACUGUGCCCAGAUUUUCUUUAUCUUUGUUAAGAACUGCUUUUCUUUUUCCUUUCUGUACGUAUUUAAAUAACUAGAACCAAAGUUGGUUAUGUACUUCACAGGGCAAGGAGUUUAAACUGCCAGGCUGAAAGGCUUCUUGUAGCAAUGGCUAAAAGAAGAUUGCUUUGCCUACUUUAACAUCACAUCUAAGCAAUGCUCUGCAAUAGAAGCUAAUCCAGCUAUGGCUGGCUGCAAAAUUAGAAAACUGGCAUUUGCCAACAUGACAAUCUCUUUCCAAGGUCCUGUUCUGCUGCAGCAGAGCUUCCACUGACUCCAGUAAGAACUGGCGAAGGUCCUUAAUCCCUUCACCUUAAGGAAAUAGGAAGUAUUUCUUAAGUCUUCCUUUUUUUUAAAGAUGAACAUUAUUCAGGUGAUUGUGCAGUCUUUUAUAUUACUAGAAUAGUAUUUUCACUGAUCUGAAUGCAAAACAUGUCUUUCCAUUGUUUUUCCAUCUAAAAAGCAGCCACUCCUGCACAUAACUCCAGUGCUCAGCAUGUUUAAACUACAGCUAACACAAUCACUGCUUCCUUAACUUAACUUGUGAUGGCAAAACCAGGACCAGAUCCUUCCCAGAGCGCUAACCCCCCUGCUUAUUAUGUUGUUGUUCAUGUCUUUCGAUAUGGUAGCUAAUGAUGCCUCCCUUUAAUUAUUACAUAGCCACAUUUUAAAUCUGGUUUUAGGGAGAACAGUAUGUAGGGACUGAAUGGUAAAAUUUUUAACAGGAUUUUAUUAUUUUGGAUGAUAUUCCAUCAGAACAGUUGCUAUUUCAGUAUCAGGUUGUUUCCAUGGGCUUUUUCUGCAGAUGCAUUGGAAGCUUUGAACAUAAUGUGCUCAUAAAAGAAAACUUGCUGCAUCUGCUUUGAAUUAAGCCUGACCUUAAAAUGUAAAAGCUACACAUCUGGUGAUGUUUCUUGGCUGGUGGCAGCAAAGGGGAAGAAGGUCUGCCCCAACUCACCUGCACGCCAUGGACUGGGGGAGCAAGGCAGUGUCACUGGGACAAUAUGGUAUCUGCCAGGUGGGACAGCAGCAGGGGAAGCCAGGGUGGUGGUGCUGUGCUGGGGUGGGAAGGUUGAUAGGCUGGCUGGGAGAUGGGAUGAAAGCAAGGGCUGGACUGCUGGUCCUGUGGAGAAAGAGAGUUAAACAUAUGCCUAUAAAAUCUGGCUCUUUUUUUCUUGCAUUGAUGCUAAUAUUACUGUGUUACACUAAGUUAGGAGCCAGACUAUGUGAGUCUGCAUGUACUGAAGCCAGUUCUUCUGCUGGUGGACUUCAAUGUGACUGAGCAGUGCCCAGUGCCUUCACUUCUGAACGUAGUUGUAGCACAGAGGCUUCCACAAAUCCACCGUAGUCCAGCACUGACCCAUGGCCUCUCAGUGCUCUUCCAUCCUCAUUUUGCCAGAGGGAUGCGAAGACCCAAGCCCUUGGCAGGGUGCUGGGCACUGGCUGCACCUUUGCAGCCCAAGGACAAGUAGAGAUAGAGUAUAAGAUGCACUGUGCAGUAGCACCGCCAAGUCCUAGGUAGAGUGCAAGUAACUUUCUGCAGCAUGUGUCUUGAUAAAAUCAAUGUUCUCCUGCUUUUCAAAAGAAGGAGCAAGACUAAAGCCAUUGCCUUUGUGUAAAAUUGAAAUUGUGUAAAAAUCCUCUGCCAUGGGGCAGAUUUCAACAGCUGAGCAAUAUUUCAGUCCACCAGUAUUCCCUUGGAAAUCAGUGGACCUAUUAGUGGUGUUGAUUGUUAUUAAGUGAAGAUCCCAUGAUUUGGCCCCAUCUGAAUUUUCCUUGCUGUGUUUGUCAGCCGAGACUGUCUCAGAAAAGCUCUAGUGUUGAGGCUUGUACCCCUGUGAAAUGCGGGAGGAGGAAUGGAUGUGGUUGGUGGAAAAUACAGAUUCAGUAAGUCCAGGAGACACGGCAUGGCUUCAGUCUUUUACUGCAGCCCAGCUCUGCUUAAAUAUCAUGAUAUGCUUGAGGAAAAUGUAGCAGGGACUGCUCCACACUGCCUCUGACAGAACAAUGCUCUUGGGGUUUCCUGUGUGCUGAAAGGGACAGAUGUGUCCUAUUAAAAGUCACUUAACCUGUUUCUGUAAGAGGUGUUACAGCUGACAGAUCACUGUUAAUUACAAUUUUCCCUCCUAUUUUUUUGUGUCAGCAACCUCCAGUAAGGUAGCAUAUGACCUAUUCAAGAUAAUGAGUGAGUAAAGCCAGAACUCCCUGCUCUUCUUACCUGAACAGUUUGUUAAUCUGGUGAGUCUGUGUGCACCAACUUUCUUUUAGUGAAAGCUCAUAGUGCUGCGGGGGGUGUUUCUGUAACAGACUGUUAGAUACACUCUGCUCCUUUCCACCUCUACAAACUUUGAUGAGUAUGUGUCUUCUCAAAUCACUGUAUUCUUCACCUACUUACAACCUGACUGAUAGCAAUAGAUGUCUUUCUUCCCUGGCAGUUCACAAGGAUAUACUAAUCAGUGUUUAUUAUAUUUUUAAUUCUGUAAAUAUUUAUUUUGGUACUCUGUGUAUUUAUUGGCACUAAUUCUGGUGUUUGCUUAUGUGUCAUUGUAAAUGUUGAUGGUUUCAAUAGUCUUGCUUCUAAUGAAUGUAAGGAACUCAGACUAACUGCACUUUUCUUCCAUUCAAAAAUCUUACAGUGAAAAAUAUUCCCACUGUCAUAUUAUGUGUUAUAAUGAAUACAGUUAAUAAAAUCAGUUGUCACUUUUCAUUGA